AUACCUCUCAGAGUUCUCGGUCGAGCAGGACGUGUCCGUGCUUUUCGGGUUGAUAAAUUCAAUUUGAACCGGAUUUCAGUGUUUUGUGUGGUGCAAAAGUGUUGCAAAAGUCCAAUUAAACCAUCAUCUGGUCAUUCCCACACACCAGACGGUGAACGCGGAGACCGCGUAGACGCGUUUGUGCGGGUGGAUCCUGCCACCGCCCACCCACCCAGCUAAGUAGCCGCAAGGAAGAAGCUCCGUGGGGUACAUCAAUCAUCCACCGUGGUGGUCUAUAUUGAUAGUCAUCAUCUCCACCCACGGAACGCGAUAACCAUUAAACUGGGCAAGGAGGAAAUUGUUGGAUAUAUCAGUGAAAAAAGGAUUAAGUAAAUUAACAGUGCUCUAAAGGUGAAAAAGGUUCAGUGAAACAAAGAAGUGAAUCUCAUACGUGCCAGUGAAAGAAAGAAAAGAAAAGAAAGAAAAGUUUCUGAUUGUGUGUGGUUGAUUGUGAAGUUAUCAUGAACGAGGAUUCGCACGGAAUAAUGUGGAUUAUUUUGGCCGUUCUGCUCAUCAACUCUUCCUUAAGAGUGGAUGCUGCAACAAAUGAUGCUGACCUCAAAGGACCCGUUUUUCUCAAGGAACCAACAAAUCGUGUGGAUUUUUCCAAUUCAACUGGAGCUGUUGUGGAAUGCAAAGCAAGUGGAAAUCCCCCGCCGGAGAUUAUUUGGGUACGAAGUGAUGGUACAGCUGUUGGUGAUGUUCCUGGUUUGCGUCAGAUUCAACCAAAUGGCAAUUUAGUCUUCCCACCAUUCCGAGCUGAAGACUACCGUCAGGAGGUGCAUGCCCAAAUCUAUGCGUGUCUGGCAAAGAAUCAGAUUGGAUCUAUCAUUUCUCGGGACGUGAAUGUACGCGCUGUUGUCCAACAAUUUUAUGAGGCCGAAGUAAACAAUGAGUACGUUAUCAGGGGCAAUUCGGCAGUUCUCAAGUGUUCAAUCCCAUCAUUUGUGGCGGAUUUUGUGAGUGUCCUAUCGUGGCAGGAUGAUGCAGGAAAUACCUAUGGGUCGGCUACGGGUGAUCUUCAUUCCAAUUCAAAGGACGGUAAAUAUUUAGUAUUGCCGUCUGGAGAGCUGCACAUUCGCGAAGUUGGACCCGAGGAUGGAUACAAAAGCUACCAAUGCCGCACAAAACAUCGAUUGACUGGUGAAACGCGUCUCAGUGCAACGAAGGGUAGAUUGGUCAUCACAGAGCCGGUGGGAAGAGUCUCUCCGAAAUUUCCCACAACUUCAAAAUCAAGUAGUUUCGAUUUGAAAUCCGGAGAAUAUGUGACUCUUCUUUGCCCCGCACAAGCAUAUCCUGUUGCUAUUUAUCGAUGGUACAAAUUUAUCGAGGGCACAACGAGAAAACAGGCUGUGGUUCUCAAUGAACGCGUAAAGCAGGUUUCGGGGACGCUAAUCAUUAAGGAUGCCGCAGUUGAGGAUAGUGGAAAGUACCUUUGUGUUGUCAAUAAUUCCGUUGGCGGGGAGAGCGUUGAGACAGUGCUGACGGUCACGGCACCCCUUUCGGCUCGAAUUGACCCACAGAGUCAGACAAUUGACUUUGGACGACCAGCUGUGUUCACAUGCCACUUCUCAGGGAAUCCAAUUAAGACAAUCUCAUGGAUGAAGGAUGGGAAAUCCAUUGGGCACAGUGAUGCCAUUCUCAGGAUUGAAUCUGUGAAGAAGGAAGACAAAGGCAUGUACCAAUGCUUCAUUCGGAAUGAUCAGGAAUCAGCAGAAGCAAGUGCAGAGCUCAAGCUUGGAGGAAGAUUCGAUCCACCUGUAAUUCGUCAAGCUUUCACGGAUCAAGUCCUUCAUCCGGGUCCAUCGAUGUUUCUACGUUGUGUAGCCGGUGGGAAUCCCACACCGGAAAUUUCCUGGGAGUUGGAUGAGAAGAAAAUUGUCAACAACGAUCGCUUCCAAGUGGGGCAAUACGUCACGGUGAAUGGGGAUGUUGUGUCAUAUUUAAAUAUCACGGCAAUUCAUGCAAAUGAUGGAGGACUCUACAAAUGUAUUGCAAGCAGCAAGGUGGGUGUUGCCACGCAUUCGGCUAAACUCAAUGUUUUCGGAUUGCCAUACAUUCGUCCCAUGGAGAAGAAGGCAAUUGUUGCUGGUGAGACACUCAUUGUAACCUGCCCCGUUGCUGGACAUCCUAUUGAUUCCAUUGUAUGGGAGAGAGAUAAUCGAGCACUGCCAAUCAAUCGGAAGCAGAAAGUCUUCCCCAAUGGAACCCUCAUCAUUGAGAAUGUUGAAAGGAAUUCAGAUCAAGCAACCUACACGUGUGUCGCUAAAAAUGCCGAAGGGUACAGCGCAAGGGGUGCAUUAGAAGUUCAAGUUAUGGUUCUACCAAAAAUAGCUCCGCUGGUAUCCGGAGAUGAGCCCCUAUUUUUGGGUGACUAUUUUCAAUUAAAUUGCGCCGUGGUUCACGGAGAUUAUCCCUUUAAUAUCACAUGGUGGUUCAAUAAUGCGCCCCUGGACCGAGGGAUGGGCGACAUGACGAUAACAAUGCUGGGAAAAAGGAGCAGUUCGCUGAAUAUUGAGUCAGUUAUGGCUCAUCAUGUCGGAAAUUACACUUGUGUGGCUGCAAAUAGAGCUGGAAAUGCCACAUCCACAGCCAAACUCACUGUUAAUGUUCCACCACGUUGGAUUCUGGAGCCAACUGACAAAGCUUUCGCUCAGGGUUCAAAUGCCAAAGUUGAGUGCAAAGCCGAUGGCUUCCCAAAGCCACAGGUUACAUGGAAGAAGGCCGUUGGUGAUACCCCUGGGGACUAUAAAGAUCUCAAAGCCAAUGAUAAUAUUCGCGUUGAGGAUGGUACGCUCUUUGUCAAUAAUAUUCAGAAGAAUAAUGAAGGAUACUACCUGUGCGAAGCUAUUAAUGGGAUCGGAAGUGGACUUAGUGCUGUAAUACUCGUUAGUGUUCAGGCUCCACCGGAAUUCACGGAAAAACUACGAAAUCAAACCGCACGACGUGGUGAGCCUGCGGUGUUGCAAUGCGAAGCAAAAGGCGAAAAACCCAUUGGGAUCUUAUGGAAUAUGAAUAACAAUCGUCUAGACCCAAAAACCGACACUCGUUACACCAUUCGCGAAGAGAUUCUGACCACUGGAGUCAUGUCCAGCCUGUCCAUCAAGCGUACCGAACGCAGUGAUUCCGCUCUCUUCACCUGUGUAGCAACAAAUGCAUUCGGAAGCGAUGAUGCUAGCAUUAAUAUGAUUAUCCAGGAAGUCCCAGAAAUUCCCUAUGCGCUGAAAGUCUUGGAUAAAUCCGGUAGGACAGUUCAGCUAAGUUGGGCCAAGCCAUACGAUGGAAAUUCUAACCUUGACCGCUAUGUGAUUGAGUCAAAGAGAUCUCGUGGUUCAUGGGAACACGAUGUGGAACGUGUCUUUGUUCCAGGACAUACAAAUGAAGCUCAAGUACAGAAACUAAGUCCAGCAACAACCUACAAUAUUCGCAUAAUUGCCGAGAAUGCCAUUGGUGUGUCUGAUUCAUCGGAAGUUGUUACAAUUAUUACAGCUGAAGAAGCUCCAUCAGGAAAGCCCCAAAAUAUCAAAAUUGAUCCCAUUAGUCAAACUGCUCUGCGUGUUUCAUGGAAACCACCACCAAGAUCUGAAUGGAAUGGAGAAAUUCUUGGAUACUACGUUGGGUAUCGUCUUACAAGCACCAAUAGCUCCUACAUCUACGAAACUGUGAACUACGUGACUGAGGAGGGCAAAGAGCAUAGUCUUGAGUUGAAUAAUCUCAAAACUUACACACAAUACUCGGUGGUAAUUCAGGCAUUCAAUAAGGUUGGUGCGGGUCCUAUUAGUGAUGAAGAGAAGCAGUACACGGCUGAAGGGACUCCCGAUCAACCACCCAGUGAUACAAUCUGCACAACACUCACAUCUCAGACUAUUCGUGUGUCCUGGGUGUCUCCGCCCUUGGAAUCCGCUAAUGGCAUCAUUAAGGGCUACAAAGUGGUUUAUGCUCCAAGUGAUUUGUGGUAUGAUGACAAGAACAAGGAUUACAAGAAGACCGCCUCCAGUGACACGGUUCUGCAUGGUCUGAAGAAGUACACAAACUACACGAUGCAAGUUCUGGCCACUACAUCGGGUGGUGAUGGUGUACGCAGUGCACCCAUUCAUUGCCAGACUGAGCAAGAUGUUCCUGAAUCCCCAACAGAUGUAAAAGCUUCAGUAAUGUCAAAUAAGGCGAUUCUCGUGUCAUGGCGACCCCCAACCCAUCCUAAUGGCGUUAUCCUGCAGUACAAUGUGUACGUGAAAGGUGAGGGGAGUGAUGCAGAGCCCACUGGACAGAAAGUUCCUGCAUACCAGAUGAGUUUGGAAGCAUCGGGAUUGGAGGUGAAUAAACCAUAUGAAUUCUGGGUGACGGCGAGUACAAUUAUUGGGGAGGGGCAACCCAGCAAGACUACCAUUGCAAUUCCCAAUGAUAAAGUCCCAGCAAAAAUUGCAUCAUUUGACGACACAUUCACGGCAACAUUCAAAGAGGACACUAAACUCCCCUGCUUGGCUGUUGGAGCUCCCACACCAGACAUUACGUGGAAGAUUAAGGGGGUGGAAUUUACGCCAACCGAUAGAAUGCGUCAACUGCCAGAGGGGUCACUUUUCAUCAAGGAGGUCACACGUCAAGAUGCCGGGGAGUACACGUGUGUAGCUGAGAAUUCCAUUGCCAAAGAUUCAAUCACGCACAAAUUGAUUGUUCUUGCACCGCCACAAUCACCCCAAGUUACCCUCACGACCACCACAACGGACUCCUUGACGCUCAAGCUGAAGCCCCAUGACUCCGAUUCUGCCCCACUGCACGGAUACACCCUGCACUAUAAACCUGAAUUUGGAGAUUGGGAUACCGUGGAGGUGGCUGUUGAUGCUCAAAAGUACACCAUUGAGAAUCUCUUCUGUGGCUCACGCUAUCAAGUCUACGCCACGGGGUACAAUACAAUUGGAGCCGGGGAAGCAUCUGAUAUACUAAAUACACGCACAAAGGGUUCCAAGCCAAUCCUGCCAGAAAUGUCUCGCUUCAUUGAUGUCUCAUCUAACUCCAUUACACUCCGUUUGCCGGCAUGGAAGGAUGGUGGAUGCCGUAUGUCGCACUUUGUUGUGGAACACAAGAAAAAGGAUCAAACGGAAUGGAAUCAGAUUUCGAAUAAUGUGAAACCAGGUGGAAAUUUCGUGGUGCUCGACUUGGAGCCAGCAACAUGGUAUAAUUUGCGCAUCACAGCUCACAACAGUGCAGGAUUUACUGUAGCUGAAUAUGAAUUUGCCACGCUCACAGUGACGGGAGGAACAAUCUCACCGCCACUGGGGAGCGAUACGAGGCCCGGCUUCAAGCAAUACCUGCCUUGGAUGCCAGAGUGGCUGGACCUUAAUUUUAUGGUGCCUUUAAUAGCGACAGUUAUUGUCGUCGCGGUGGGUAUUCUUGUGAUAUGCGUCGCUCUAUCCAGGCGGCGAUUAGAUGAUCGAGGUGGACCAAAGGAUGUCUAUUAUGAUGUAGUUUACAAUCAAACAAUGGGACCGGGAGCAACGCUGGAUAAGCGCCGUCCGGACUUGAGGGAUGAAUUGGGGUACAUUGCACCACCCAAUAGGAAGCUACCACCUGUACCGGGAUCCAACUAUAACACCUGUGACCGCAUCAAGCGAGGUACAGUCAUAACCCGUAGUAUGAGAUCUAAUCAUUCGACAUGGGACCCAAGAAGACCUCUUUAUGAGGAAUUGAAACCACCACCGAUUCCAAGGAGGCACCAUGGCUCAGAUGAAUGCUAUCACCCACAUCCAACAGGUAUGGAGGAUGAAAUCUGCCCAUACGCCACGUUCCACUUGCUCGGCUUCCGGGAGGAGAUGGAUCCAACCAAGGCAAUGAACUUCCAGACGUUCCCCCAUCAGAAUGGUCACGGUGCUCCUGGGCAUGUGGGAACAAUGGGACCACCAGGAACAAUGCAACAUCCUGGCCACGUACACUCACGUUCUGGAUCCCAAUCAAUGCCACGCCAGAACCGGUAUGCGAGGAAGAAUAGCCAAGGUGGUCAGAGUUCCAUCUACACACCGGCUCCGGAGUAUGAUGAUCCAGCUAACUGUGCCGAAGAGGAUCAAUACCGUCGUUACACCCGCGUAAACUCCGGCUCUCUGUAUGGAGGCCCAGGUGGUCCUGAAUACGAUGAUCCAGCUAAUUGCGCCCCCGAGGAAGAUCAAUAUGGAUCACAGUAUGGUGCCCCAUAUGGUGCUCCAUACGAUCACUAUGGCUCUCGUGGCUCUAUGGGUCGUCGCAGUGUGGGAUCUACUAGAAAUCUACCAAAUGGAUCACCUGAACCACCACCACCGCCACCACGCAAUCAUGCCGAAAGUAAUUCAUCCUUCAAUGAUUCCAAAGAGAGCAACGAAAUUUCAGAGGCUGAAUGCGAUCGCGAUCACGGACCACGUGGCAACUAUGGAGAAGAGAACAAAGAUGAGGCCCUAAGGUCUCCUCAUCAGAAGGAUGGGCGCACAACUGAAGAAAUGCGCAAAUUGAUUGAGAGAAACGAAAUCGGCACCAAAUACCAACAACAAGGUGGCCCCGCCGGACUCACAGCCUACGAUACUCUGGCAGUGUAAUUUAUAAGAUGCUGAUUCACAAAACCAGCAUUGAUUGCGAUCGAUCGAAGAUUUUAUGCGCCAUCAGCAAAAGCUCAGCGGCUUUUUGUCUUUGUAAGUCAGUUUAUUUAUUUUCCUCCUUUGAUAAACAUUCAAUUGAAUAUUGUAUAAUUAUAAUGAUAAUUAAAUGAAGAAAACAAUCUUGAGAGAAUACAAACACACAAUUUGGUGCCAAAGAAAUUUGCUCCAUUACUUUAAAAAAAAAUCCGAAGAGAGUAAAAAAGUCAAAUAAUUUAUUUCUUAGAGAGAUCGCGAUCAAAAAUUGAUGGAGAGAGUAAAAAAAAUUUCCAAAUCAUAACCAUAAUAUUUAUAAAAAAAAAAUAUGAUGUGAAUCAUAUAAUUUUUUGACUACAAGAAUUUUUUAAAUGUUUCUUGACAUAAUUUUUGUACUAUAUCAAGCAAAGAUAAAAAAAAAGUAAUGUCUGAUUGAUAAAACUUAAACAAAAAAGUGAAACUCUCUUUAUAAUAUUUGUAAUUUUUCAACAUAUAAUUCGUAAAAAAAAAUACAUACACAACAUUAUGUAUGUGACAAAGAGAAAUUCUUCUCGAAUGCAUUUCUAUGGUUUAUUACUUUUUUUUCAAUUUGUAAAUUUAUUUAAUUUUUUUUGUAAAAAAUUUUGUUAACUUCUAACAAAUUUAUGAUUGAGACAUUUUGUAAAAAUGUUGAUUUUCUCAUUGAAAAAGAAAAGGAAAUAACAUCACUUAUAUUUGCGUGAAGAUCACAUUGUCAACCGAGAGAGAUAAAGCUAUACGAGAGGAUCUUUUAGUAAAGAUCAUUUUACUAUAUUUUAUAGGAAUUUGUAUAAAAAGAUAAUUUUUUUCUUGUAUAGAACAGAGCAUUAUUUUACGCGCAAGAUUGCGUGAGAGAGAGAAAAGGAAAUAUUUUUAGCAGAUGAUCAACAUUGUAUAAAUUUCAGUGUGAGCACAUCGUCAACAUUAUUUUAAGGAUUUAUUUGCGGUUCAAGAACAAAGUUCCUCAUAUUUGCACCUUUGUGUGAACACCGGAAAGUUCUUGUAUUAUACACUCACACACACAACAAUACGUCAAUGUUAGAUAGAAAUUUUAAAUAUUAAAUUCUUAUUUUUCGUAGCUUCUCUAAAUGAGAAAAAUGACACAAUUUGAUUGCACGGAAAUUUAAUAGAAAGAGUAAUAAAAGAUCUUCCAAUAGUUGCAGAUUUAUGAAGAUUUUAGCCAAUAGAAAAAAUCUUCCUGUAAUAUUUAAACCUCCCACAUUGUAGGUAGAUCACUCUUCAACUAUGAAAAUGAUUUUGCAAGGAAUUAAAAAAAAAUAGGAGAGGAUUUCCUUCCAUGAAUUAAAGAUUUUACAAAAUAAAUUCUCUAAUGAACGAGCAGUUAUUUAUGCAAUUUUUUUAUUAUGAAAUUCUUCGUUUUAAAUUAAUUUUUGCAAGCUGUGGAAAUUCAUCUCGCUAUUUACUCAACAUAGUUUGUUUAAUUUCUCAUUAUAAGAAAUUUUUAUUGGUAUAAUGUGGUUGUGCUUUGCAAGGGUUGUGGAUUAUAUAUCCCCAGGAGCGAGAGAAUUGAAAUAUAAAUAUGCGAAGGAGGGGUUUUCAUUAGCAGAAAAGAAAAACAUUUUGGCCAUUUUAGAAAAAUUACAAAACAAUUUAUCUUCCAAAAAUUUUAUUUUUUCGCCCAUUUAUUAACAAAGAAAAAACGGAUAGAAAAGAAAAAAUUCCUAGUCUUCGAAAAAAAAAAAACUUUCUGCAAAUAGGUGAUUAUCUAAAAAUAGGUAUAUAUAUUUUUUUAGCAGUGUGAUCAUUGCAAUGAUUGAGUCUUCACGCAAAUUUGGAGAGGAAAAUGAGAAAUACUUUUUUUUGUAAAUGAGAAAAAUUGUGUGUUUGAAGUGAAAUUUUCUGUGAAUUUUUCUUUUCGUGGAAAAAGAAAUAAUUCAGAGCUAAAAAAAAGUCACGACAAAAACAAAAAUAAUUAAGUUAUAAUUAGUAAAAGAAAAAGAAAAGAUUACCAUUGUGAUAUUUUAUUUUUUUGAAUUUUAAUUCUCACUUAUAAUCAGUUGAUGGAUUUUUUGUGUUUUUUAUUUCAACUGAGUUAUUUAGGUGUAUGUUUUUUUUUGUAAUAACCUAUAAAUUAAUUUCUCAAGUCAUAAAAAUUUCAACCCUAAAAAUUUGAAAUGAAAAAAAUAGACAUUUAAUUAGUGUCCAUAAUAAUCUAAAUACAGUGGAAAAAAUACUAAAAAAAAAUAUUGUGUAGAUCGCUUAACAGCAUAAAAAUAUUAACUAAGAGGUAAUAAAAUAUUUAAUAAAAAAAUACUUAUAACUAUGAGGAAAAAAUAUAAUUGUGACAUCUUUUAGUGAAUAUAUUUGAGAGAAGGUUUACGCGAGUAUAGAAAUGUAGGGUUUUUAUUAAUUUUCUAAUUUUUAUUUUAUGUCAAAAUUAUGAAAAACUUACCGACUGACGAGAAUUUGCUCAUUCUAGAUUUGCACGUAGAAUGAAAUCAAAAAUUGCAACAAAAAAAAUUCUCCUACAUAGAUUUCCCAUAAAGAACGAUUUUGCUUUAAUUUUGACUCUUUUCCCAAAUAUUUGGCAACAUAAAAUCAAAUUUUACAAGACAGUUGGAUUGUAGGAAAAAGAAUAUAGAGAGAGACGAAAAUAAACGUAUUUACAAUUUGAUAUAGAAAAGAAAGAAGAAAAAAAUAUAUUCAAGAAAUUAAUUUUUGGCGAAAAUUAGUGAAUAUUUUUAUUUUUUAUUUUCGAUUUUGCGAAAAAGAAAAAGAAACAUAAAUUAUCUAAAAAAAAUACAUUUAUCAUUAAAAAAUAUUAAAAAUUAAAAAUAUGAAAGAUCGGAGGUGAAAAAAAAAUACUUAGAAUAUAUUAAAUAAAAAUUUUGAAUUACAUAACAUAUAUCUACUCCAAUAUAUGAAUAUUAAAUGAAAAAAUAUCAAUCUAAUCAAGAAGCGAGAGAAUAUUUCGAGUAAAAAAAAAACAUCUAGAAACUUAUUAUUCCCAGAGCGGUUUAAAAAAAAUGAAGAUGGAUAAAAUCGUAUAAAAUAAUCAAAUUUUUAACUAUCUAAUCGAUUGCUAGUAUUUGUUGAAUGUUGUUAACUCCAAUACAGCUCUAAUAUUAGCUUCUGUGUGGUAUUUUCUUUAUCUCGUUAGCCCGAAAAUAUUAAAACAGAUACGGCAAUAAAAUAGGAAGAAGAAAUCAACAUAAAUCAUAAAUCAUAUUGCAAAACGGUUAGCAAAAAAUAAUUUGACAAAGAAAAAAUAAACUGGAAACAAUUAAUUUAGCAUUCUUUCAAUAAAAAAAUUAAUUCAUUCGAAGAAAUCUUCAAAAUCUUAAUUUUUGCAAAAGAUUAUUUUCUCUUUUAUUCAAUUUAGUAAAAAAAAACUACAUAAUCCAAAGUAAAAUGUGAGAAAAUCUCAACUAUUAUAAUAUAUAGCUAAACUACCUACAGAAAAUAAUUAAACAAGAAAAAAAGCAUAAAUAGAAAUUACUUGAGAAAAAGAAAAUUCCAAUGUUCGAUUAAAAAAAAAAAAAGAAGCAAGAAAAAAACUAUAAAUGUAGAUGUAUUUGCUCGCUUAUUUUUGUGUAUUUUUGAAAUGAAAAAAUAUUAUAAUUAUAUAGGAAACACAGAAGAAACUAAAAGAAAAAAAUAGAUUUAUCGCUAUAUAGAUUCCUAAUGAAUUUUGUGACAAUGUUUUUCGCCUAAAUUUAAUCUUUUGAUAAGUUUACGCAACACAGCACAAAAAAUAAAGUAAAAUGUCUUCUUUUAUUGGCCAUGCGCUAACAAUUUUUCGGUUCUUCUGCCAUACGAAAAUUAUUAUAUGAUGAUGAAAAAAAAAAUAUAAUAUACGUAUAAUUCCUUAGAAUUUCUUAGAAAAUAUGCUUUGCUAUAAUCUUGAUAUAUAUUUCCAUGUAAUUUGUAUUUUGAACUACAAUAUUUUCUAAGUGAUCUAAUUUGUAAAUUUUUUCACUGAUUUUUCGAGAAUAAAAGCGUUAUGUAAUAA
Molecule: messenger RNA, 10620 nt
Organism: Lutzomyia longipalpis
Lineage: Eukaryota; Metazoa; Arthropoda; Insecta; Diptera; Psychodidae
Gene: Dscam1
Product: cell adhesion molecule Dscam2
Exons: 23
Coding region: 501-6596 (2031 amino acids)
Biological process (GO): dendrite self-avoidance; homophilic cell-cell adhesion; axon guidance
Cellular component (GO): axon; plasma membrane
Molecular function (GO): cell-cell adhesion mediator activity; nucleic acid binding
Source: RefSeq, a predicted model, not a curated record